Messenger RNA from Ctenopharyngodon idella (grass carp), 3097 nucleotides. RefSeq names its product NIN1 (RPN12) binding protein 1 homolog (gene nob1). The record is from RefSeq and is a predicted model, not a curated record. Gene Ontology annotation, cellular component: preribosome, small subunit precursor. The transcript is spliced from 9 exons. Bases 53 to 1429 code for a protein of 458 amino acids. Lineage: Eukaryota; Metazoa; Chordata; Actinopteri; Cypriniformes; Xenocyprididae. Gene Ontology annotation, molecular function: RNA endonuclease activity. Gene Ontology annotation, biological process: ribosomal small subunit biogenesis; maturation of SSU-rRNA.
UCAACAAAUUACGUGAUACUAACGGGACAACAGUGUCUUCUCGCGAGAGUUCAUGUCCGAUGCGACGCUUCUCCCCACUGUCAAGAUGGAGGCGGCCAUGGUGGAGCAUGUUGUGGCAGAUACUGGCGCAUUUAUUAAAAGGGCUUCUCUGCAAGAAAUUGGAAAGAACAUUUAUACCUUGAAGGAUGUUGUUGAUGAAAUUAGGGAUAAACCAACUAAAAGGAGCUUGGCUUUUUUGCCAUACAAGCUCAAUUUCAAAGAACCAUUUCCAGAGCACAUACGAUUUGUGACAGAAUUUGCUAAAAAGACGGGAGAUUAUCCCAGUCUUUCAGCAACAGACAUCAAGGUCUUGGCUCUGACUUAUCAACUGGAAAUUGAGAAUGUAGGAACUGACCAUUUGAAGAAAGAACCUGAGAAAAAGGUCCAAAUAUGCAGUACACAAAGACAUCCAGAGACUCCUGUUGGCAUUGCUGGUUUCCAUUUACCAUCAAAAUCUUCAAGUAAACCAGGUACAGUUGUCCAAAGCCCACCUAGAAUGAAUAAGCCACGAGACCCUGAUAGUUCACAAUUCAACAGUUUUCAGUUUUGGAGGAGUCCUCUGCCCAGUAUUGAGGCAGAUCUUCUGGAAAUGCUGGCGACUGACGCCAUCACAGUUACAAACAAACUAGAGUCUGUUGAUCUGUCUGCUGACAGCUGGGCAGCUGAAUCUGAAGAACAUGAUGGCACUAAAGGAGACCAACAUGAGGAAGAAGGAGAACAAAACAGUGAUGAUGAUGCAGAGGAGGAGGAGGAAGAGGAGGGUGGUGGAGGUUGGAUUACUCCCAGCAACAUAAAGCAAGUCCAGAUGGAUGCUGGUAACUGGGGACCCUCAGCAGAUGUCAAAGUGGGCUGCGUGACUACUGACUUUGCCAUGCAGAACGUCCUGAUUCAGAUUGGACUGAAUGUGCUGUCUGUUAAUGGCAUGCUCAUUAAAAACACCAGGAACUUCAUUCUGCGCUGUCAUGCCUGCUUUAAGACAACAACAAACGUGAACAAAUCUUUCUGUCCAAAUUGUGGGCACGACACCUUGAAGAAGGUUGCAGUCACCAUAAAUGGGGACGGCACAAUGCAGAUGCAUUUUUCCAGGAAUCCCAAAGUGCUGAAUCCAAAGGGAAAGAGAUACUCUUUGCCUUUGCCACAAGGAGGAAAACAUGCCAGCAACCCCCACCUGGUGGAUGAUCAGCGUUUCCCCCAGCAGAGGUUGUCUAAAAAAGCUCGCCAGAAGACUGAUGUGUUUGACCCAGAUUACCUGGCCGGCAGCUCACCAUUCUCUGAGCAUGAUAUCUACAGCAGGUCAGCCAACUUACACCUGCGGGACACCCAGACCGGAGGAGGAGGACGACGACGGACAAAUCCGAACGCAGCACACAAAAAAUUUGUUAAGAAGUGAUUGUGUUCUCACACUACCUGCAGAAUCUGGACUGAAAGCCAGAAAUGUUGAAUUCAGAAAAAGAAAGUUGAAGUAAAAUGUUUUAUAAUGAUUUAUCUAAAUCAUCUGUUUCAUCUUUCUCUUAACCUUAAGUUUUACACUGUUACAGAAUAUUUUCCAUAUUCUACCUUCAAACUAGUUGAACUUGUGGGUAACCCUUUACAGUAAGGUUUCAUUUGUUAACAUUAGUUAACUAUAUUACUUUAUAUGAACUAACAAUGGACAAUACUUCUAUAGCAUUUAUUUAAUUAGUUUGCCCAUAGAAUGUUUAGUGUAUUAGGUUAGCUUAUUUGGCUUGGUUUCGAUGAAGCAGCUUCAACUUGAGCUCUCAUAUACCCCCACAGUGAAUAAAUAUAAGAUAUGAUUACAUAGGGCAAGAUACCUGAGAGGAAGGUGGAGUUUGGGGAAGUAGAGGGAUGCUGGAACAGCUGAGACUGAAGAGAUAAGCAGCUGCUUAUGUACUCUGGCUGUUGAUUGGAAGAUUAGAUGGGCUUGCUCCUCCCUAAGUUACGUUUAGAAACUUCACUAAUUUUAGUCAAUAAUAAUUUCAACAUUUACAAACACAUUUUUAAAAUCCAAAGUUGUAUUUGUUAAUAUUAUUCAAAAGGAUGGUUCACCCAUAAUGAAAAUUCUGUCCUCAUUUACUCACCCUCAAGUUGUUUCAAUCCUGUCUGAAUUUACUUUUUCUGCUGAACAUAAAAGAUAUUUUAAAGAAUAUGGGUAACCAAACAGUUGACAGCAGAUUUUUUUUCUUUUCUUUUCUCCAUACUAUGGAAGUCAAUGGGGUCCAUAAACUGUUUGGUUACCGACAUUCUUUAAAAUAUCUUCUUUUGUGUUCAGCAGAAGAAAGAAAUUCAUUCAGGUUGGAACAACAUGAGAGUGAGUAAAUGAUGACAGAAUCCUCAUUUUUGGGCUAACUAUCCCUUUAAUGCACUGUGAACUAAUAUGAACAAACAAUGAACAAGUCGAUAAAUACUUUACAAAAUAUAUUGUUCGAUGUUAGUUCAUGUUAGCUAAUGCAUUGACUAAUAUUAACAAACGACCUUAUUGUAAUGUGUUACCAAACUGAUAUGGAAACCUUAUUUUUGUGCCAAUUUACCUGACUUCUAAUACCUAGCUUUUCUGAUCUAGAUUAAAAGAAGUCAAAUUCUUUGCAAAUACAAACAGCAAUUGCAUGCAAACUGCUGUUUCUUAGUCUGUUCAUCAGGUUAUGUGGGGGGGGGGAAAGAACACAUUCGAUUUGUUCUAAUGAAUAUGAAAAUAUCAAACAGCUGAAUUUUUUUUUUUUUUUUCCAAUUUUAAUAAACCUUCCCCUCCCACCCUGGAAAAUGAGUAAACAAAAACAUAGAAGAGGUAAACAGAGUAAAUUACAAGCACAUACAGAAGACCCAAAAUGUUUUUGAACACUUAAGUUAAACUUAAUAUUGUAUUUGUAGACAAAUGGUGCACAAGCUUUUCACUGAACUUUUUUUUUUUGUUUUUUGCAAUGUUUAACCAACUUAAUCACACAUGCUUUUUAGUCUGUGCGUGAAGUCUAAACUUAACAAAUUCACAGGUGUCCUAGUAGAAAAACAGUUUUAGGUCAUUAAGAAUGUUCCAAUAACCACAAAUAAACAGAAAAUUAAACAA